This is a messenger RNA of Bradysia coprophila, 976 nucleotides long. It is a transcript of the gene RpL8, whose product is annotated as ribosomal protein L8. Gene Ontology annotation, biological process: cytoplasmic translation. Gene Ontology annotation, molecular function: RNA binding; structural constituent of ribosome. The record is from RefSeq and is a predicted model, not a curated record. Gene Ontology annotation, cellular component: cytosolic large ribosomal subunit; ribosome. NCBI's taxonomy places the organism in Eukaryota, Metazoa, Arthropoda, Insecta, Diptera, Sciaridae.
AACAACACUGAAACUACUUUUAUAUCAACUCUGUAUCUGUCAUUUGACAAUUCUCUCUUUUUAUUUUGAGUUGCCAUCGUAAUUUGAAAUACUAACCAACAAUGGGUAGAGUUAUUCGUGCUCAACGUAAAGGUGCUGGGUCCGUAUUCGUUGCCCACACAAAAAAGCGAAAGGGAGCCGCUAAAUUGCGUCCAUUGGAUUAUGCCGAACGACAUGGAUACAUCAAAGGUGUAGUUAAGGAAAUCGUGCACGAUCCAGGUCGUGGAGCUCCAUUGGCUUGCGUUCACUUCCGUGACCCAUACAGAUACAAGAUCCGCAAGGAAAUGUUUAUUGCCCCCGAGGGUAUGUACACCGGUCAAUUCGUUUACUGCGGACGUAAAGCCAACUUACAAAUCGGCAACGUUAUGCCAUUGUCAACAAUGCCUGAGGGAACGAUUGUUUGCAAUUUGGAAGAAAAGACAGGUGAUCGCGGUCGAUUGGCCCGUACAUCUGGAAACUAUGCAACAGUCAUCGCUCACAAUCCAGAAACAAGAAAGACCAGAGUUAAAUUGCCAUCUGGUGCAAAGAAAGUCGUUCCAUCGGCCAACCGUGCCAUGGUUGGUAUUGUUGCUGGCGGCGGUCGUGUGGACAAACCAAUUUUGAAAGCUGGCCGUGCUUACCAUAAGUACAAGGUGAAACGUAACUGCUGGCCAAAGGUACGAGGUGUUGCCAUGAACCCUGUUGAGCAUCCUCACGGUGGUGGUAACCAUCAACACAUUGGUAAAGCUUCGACCGUUAAACGAGGCACAUCUGCCGGUCGUAAAGUUGGUCUCAUUGCCGCCCGAAGAACUGGACGAAUUCGUGGUGGAAAGGUCGAAACAAAGAAGGAAGCCAAGUAAAUUUAUUGAAACGACUACGGUGGAAUAUGUGACUAUUUUAGUGUUAUUUUGUGGAUCAACGUUUUACUAAAAUAAACACGCUAAAGUUAGUCAAAUGA